This is a messenger RNA of Phycodurus eques (leafy seadragon), 4469 nucleotides long. It is a transcript of the gene qsox1, whose product is annotated as quiescin Q6 sulfhydryl oxidase 1. The transcript has 13 exons. The coding region runs from base 364 to 2748 and encodes 794 amino acids. NCBI's taxonomy places the organism in Eukaryota, Metazoa, Chordata, Actinopteri, Syngnathiformes, Syngnathidae. Gene Ontology annotation, biological process: protein folding. The record is from RefSeq and is a predicted model, not a curated record. Gene Ontology annotation, molecular function: flavin-dependent sulfhydryl oxidase activity; protein disulfide isomerase activity. Gene Ontology annotation, cellular component: Golgi membrane.
CCCCCUCUUCCGCAAGUCGAGCAACAUCAAGAGUGACGUGCUCGGAUUAAUGUAAGAUUUUGUUUUCUCUCUUGACAGAUUGACCAUCAUUUAGCCGCAAGCCAGGUUUGCGAAACCGAACAAAAUUACGUCGAAAAGAAGGAAUCGUCAAUGGUUCGUCACCGACACAAUACGCCUUGCUUGCUCUCACUAGGAAAUUUCCGUCCUUUUACCGUAAAGGCCAGCGUGGAGGCCCACCCGGAAUAAUUAGAUGCUCCUGCUGUGCGUGGCGUGAAGCCAGUAGUGGUCAGAAACUUGCUGCCGUGUUUAAAAGUUUCUCCCGGUGGUGGUCACCUUGGCGUUCGAGUGACACAACCGGGGAAGAUGGCGCGGCGCUACAACCGAGCCACGUCCGGUUUGAGCGAAGAAUUGAACAAAUACCCCCGACACGUCGCCGUGCUCUGCCUGACGUUUUGGCUGCUCCUGCUGUCCUCGGCGGCGGAGGCCGGACUGUACACGGGCUCCGAUCAAAUCGUCGCGCUCUCCCCGGACAAUGUCAAAUCUGUUUUGGUCAACUCCAGCUCGGCUAUCGUGGUGGAGUUCUACGCGUCGUGGUGUGGACACUGCAUCUCCUUCUCGCCCGUAUAUAAACGACUGGCGAGAGACAUUAAAGAGUGGAAGCCUGCUGUUGACCUGGCAGCCAUUGACUGUGCUGAUGAGAAUAAUAGGAAGGUCUGCAUAACCUUCGGUAUCAGAGGAUAUCCAACUUUAAAGUUCUUUCAUGCCUACAGCCGAGAGGAUUCUGCUGGACAGACUUUUAAAGGUUUGCCCCAUGAUGUCCAAGCUCUCCGUCACCACAUCAUAGAUCUAAUGGAAAAACACCAAGACCCAUGGCCUCCAGCCUGCCCACCACUGGAGCCCACCAGCCAAGCCGAAAUCGACAUCUUCUCGGAGACCAACAACAUACGACACCUUGCUCUGAUCUUUGAAGAUGUGGGCUCCUACAUUGGCAGAGAGGUUACCUUGGACUUGUUGCAGUUUGAAAACGUUGCAGUGCGUAGGGUCCUCAGCACUGAAGAAGACCUUGUGACCAAAAUGGGGGUGACUGAGUUCCCAUCCUGCUACAUUUAUUAUCCUGGAGGCAACUUCACCCGACUCAAAGUCAACAUUGAGGCCCGUACUUUCUACUCCUACGCCCUUCAGGGGCUUCCAGGGGUGGUGCGUUCAGGGAAGUCCCUGCCGGCCACCACAUAUCCCAUCAGCAAACACACAGAGGACCUCUGGAGACUUUUCAACAGGUCCAGGUUGUACAUGGCCGACCUGGAGUCGACGCUGCACUACUCGUUGCGGGUGGAGCUGACCUCUCAUCCUAUCAUCACAGGAGAGGCGCUGACUUCUCUCAGAAAGUACAUCGCAGUCUUGGCAAAGUACUUCCCAGGCCGUCCCAUGCUGAUGAACCUGUUGAAGUCCCUUAGUUCAUGGCUACAAGACCAGACUGGUGACCAAGUUUCAUAUCAAGCGUUCAGUGAGAUCCUAGAAAAUUCUGCACAGGCUCCAGAUGCUGCCUUGCCCGAGGGGGUGAGGUGGGUGGGUUGCCAGGGGUCACAACCCCACCUCAGACGUUAUCCUUGUGGCGUGUGGACUCUCUUCCACCUUCUUACAGUCCAGGCCAAGACGUUUGGCGGCUCAGAUCCCAUGGAGGUGCUAAGCGCAAUGACAGGCUACAUCCGCAACUUCUUUGGCUGCAGGCCGUGCGCCGAGCACUUUGAGAGCAUGGCAGAGGAGAGCAUGAUGCAGGUGAACACCUUUACUGACGCCAUCCUCUGGCUUUGGUCCCGGCACAAUCGUGUCAACAACAGAAUAGCAGGUGCUUUGAGCGAGGACCCCAACUUCCCAAAGAUCCAAUGGCCACCACCUGACCUGUGUACAGCUUGUCACACAGUGAAGGGCAACGGGGACCACAGGUGGAACAACGAGCAGGUUCUGCCCUUCCUUCAGAACUACUACUCUGCCGAGCGGAUCCUCACAGACUACCUGGAAGACGAAAGUGAGGUUCUGGCCAAGCAGAAGGUUAAACGUGUCAGCCUGCAGCAAAUUUUAGAGGCUCAGAAGCGUAUUGAAAGAGAAGCCAGAGAGGUCGUGAGCCCUCCCAAUCUUCCUCCUCCAACACCAGCUAUUGUGGAAGAGGAGGAGGAGGAGGAAGCGGUGGCAGAUGAAGAGGAGGAAGGUGUGAGCGAUGGAGCAGCGGCAGCAGCGGCCCAGAUGGAAGGCAAGACCUUUGAACCGACACCCUGGGCCCGAGCGGAAACCAAGCGGCAGAACGUCAGGAGGCCGAGCAUCGUGGGGAUGAAGAUGCGAGACGUGCAGGAGGACAUCGUGGACCUGGACUCGUUUGUCGACCAGCGCUACAAGGCCAAAGCCGUGCAGGUGGCCACCUCCAGCCGAGUCAAACAACGCACCCUGCAGAGGAACCGGGAGGAGCGAGACUCCGGGCCCGUCUUCGGGCUCGGCGUGGCGGGACCGGAGCCGGACUUCGGUUCCGACGAGGCGAUGCGUGUGCAGAAGCGAGAACUGUCGGCCCGCUUCGGCAGGGACGCCGGCUCGGGCAAGAGAGGCAGCUGGAUGUCCUUGCUGAGCGUGGGCUUCUCCAAAGCGGACAUCAGUCUGUGCGUCAUCCUCUACGUCCUGUCCUCCAUGUGCCUGCUCGCCAUGUACAUCUUCUUCAAAACCCGCCUCCGUCUGCGGCGGGUCAAAGUAUCACUGCCCUGAUCCAAAGUGUGGUCUGGCCACAUCACAGGCAAGCGUAAGGAGAUGUGUCCAGAUUAGCCCGGCCCACUUAACUGCUUCCUACUGGAGACCACACACACACCACUUCCCUGCUGGUCUGGUUCCGUGCUUUAAGGUGCUUGUGGUGCCGGCCACUGGUUUGAGAACAUUUCAGCAAACGCCCUAUUGUGGAAGCUUUGUGCAUAUGGAUGUUUAUUUUCAUCAGUGGAACUGGUGUGAGUGAAGGAUAACCUUUUUUUGAUUCUGCCAUGAAGGACAUUCGAACAAUAUUUGCAGUCAAUGGAACGACUACAACUAACUUCUCUACUGUGAUAUUACUUAUUUUGUCCAAUUCUUCUUAGUUUUGGAAGCAUUUUAUUUCAGGUUUUUGGCGGAAGACUCCCACUUUGAGUUUCACUUUGUAUGUUAGAGAGGCUCACCAGCCACAGCAUUAGGUACACCAGUACAAUCUAAUACAGUUUCCCAUCUCUUAUUUAGCCAAGGCACAUAUCGUACAAAAAUCUCACAGCAUACCACCAAACAAAAAUGUUAGGAAAAGUAUGUCCAGUGUAUCGGGACCGAGCUUUGCCGUGAAUUGCGAAAAUCAGUGAGUAAAUGAUGCCCUUCCCACCGCAAAAAUGGUUUAUAAUUGCCAAUAGCUGCUUGAAAAUGGUGGCCAAACACUACUUUUGUCAAAACAAAACUCAACUCACUUCAGUGUAGUUCCUUGACAUCAAGAUGGCGGCAAAAUACUGAGCACAAACACAGCGAAUAGUGACUUUGUCAGCGAAUAACAGAUGAAAGGUUCUCAAAAAAUCCACGCAAAUAUGUGCAUUUGCAAAUGCCAAACCGUGAAUAUGCAGGGAUUCACUGUAUACUGAAAAAACAUCUCAAUUGACUCUCAUAUUUACGUCCUCAGUAUGAAAUCCGAGCCUUUAGUUGAGCACAAAGCUAUUAUUCUGUUGUGUUUCUGGCAACAGGUGAAUAUACAGGUUGAUUGUACCUUCUGCCAUCUCGUGAACAAGCAAGUCAUUGUUCUGCCUGUCACUGCUGCCGCUGGCAUAGAUAGAUGGACAAAGAUAAACUAUUUUGGGUCAAGAAAAAAAGUAUUCGACCAGUUAAGUAAAAGUGUAUAAUUCCCCGCAGCACACCUGAUGAUCUCUCACAGCACACUAAAGCAGUAAUGAGAUGCAUAAUGCUAACUAUAUCAAAAUUCCCCUUUUUAAAUUUGUAAACUCGCCUCUCAUGAGAGCAACUCCUCAGAUUGUGCCAGCGUACCUAACGAAGUGUCCAGUGUGUGUUUUUGUUUGAAUCCUAAAAACCUCACCGCUGUUCUUCAAUUAGAAAAUUGACAUCCAGUCAACGGGAGAUUAUUAUUAUUAUUUUCUUUUUUCUUUUUUUUUUUUUUUUUUUAUUCCGUAACUAAAAAGUAUUUCAUACUGUUACACUUGAAUCAUAAACAGCUGAGGCCAUUAGCCACUUGUCUCACAGCUCCCGGGCUACACGCAUCACAGUGCUGAGUCGUCAAGACAGAUGCUGCGUUCCAUCAAGUGUGCACGGUGACUAACGUUCUCAUCGAAAACGUACGCGUUGAUUUUGGAAAGGAGGAUCACUUUUUUUUUUUUUUCCAUCCUUUUUUUUUCUGGCCAGCUCAUUUUGAAUGUGACGAGAGGUUAAACAUCUGUAUUGUCCGUGACAUUAAAAAGUGUGGCCAGAAUUUGUCA